Messenger RNA from Papilio machaon (common yellow swallowtail), 3934 nucleotides. It is a transcript of the gene Srrm234, whose product is annotated as NK-tumor recognition protein. The coding region runs from base 114 to 3749 and encodes 1211 amino acids. Gene Ontology annotation, molecular function: mRNA binding. The record is from RefSeq and is a predicted model, not a curated record. NCBI's taxonomy places the organism in Eukaryota, Metazoa, Arthropoda, Insecta, Lepidoptera, Papilionidae. The transcript is spliced from 9 exons.
UCCACCUCUCUAUGAUCAGUCUUCCACAACCGCCUUAAGAAUAUUUUAGCCUUAAGUAACUAAGUCUUCCAUUAGAUUUUAAGUAGUUAAGAGAUUUUAAGUAUUAAGAUAAGAUGCAGAGGGGCGGAGCGUCGCGUCGCGAACGCAACGAUAGGCUCGUCUUCGAGAGACUCUGGCGAGGCACCUUUAGGGCCGUCGUGGCGGGCCCGCAGAGAAGGCCCCGCGCAUCCUCACAUGACCCUAACCCCGAGGCCAUAGAAAUGCCCGCCGCCAUGGCACACCAAGGGCCGUCACACGUCGCAGACUCUCUGGAGCCCGCCCUGCGCACGCUCCUCGCCGGCCUCAGGAGCUCGUGCUGUUGCCGGUGUAACUGCGCAAUGAGCAACAAUGUUAACAACAAUUUGCAGGUCUGUCUCUCCAACGAGGAGGAGAGGAAGUCCAUGCGGUCCGUUAUAAGCGUACGUGAGACGCACGCGGUCGCAGAAGCGCAACAGGAGAAGAACGCGCGUCUUCGGGAUGCGUUCGGAAUAUCGCCGAGGUUCGUGGAGGGCACCAGUCUGGACCCUGAGAGACGCGCGCGCGAGGAAGCCCGCCGGUACCCGCUCGUGAGGACACCCAGUCAUGAGCGAGAGGAGCGCGAUACACAGCUCAUAAAGAAGAAAAAGAAAAGAAGUGCAUCACCAGAGUCUAAGAAGUCUAAGAAGAAGAAGUCUAAGAAAAAUAAGAAAGACAAACAAGAAAGCAACAAGAAAAAGAAGAAGCGCUCCAAAUCACCGAACACGGAUAGUUCUAGCAGUUCAGAUGCAGCGCACGAGAGCGACUCCGCCAGCUCCGAGGAUGAAAAGCAGAAGAAGAAAAAAAAGAAAAAGUCGAGUGCCAGACACCGUGCAAGCAGUGAAGCAUCCAGCCGCGAGAGUUCUCCAGUAAAAACGACAAAAGAUAAAAGAUCAGAACGCGAAUGUGAACCUGUACCAGAUGUCGUACGAAGCAAGAGGAAAGAGAACGAACGCGAUGAUUUGCGACGUCGCAAUAGAAGCGUUAGUGAACGUCGUGACGAGCACACGAGGAACUCUAGAUCUGAUCUGAGACGACGUGAAGAUCGAAGCUCAUCCAAAGAUGACAGAAGAGAGUCGCCGGAGUAUAGACAAAGAUCUUAUGUCACCAAAAUUGUAAACAAAAACCGUGAGUCUUUAGAAGACAAUUUAGAAAAGUCACGGUCAGGAAAACGUCAAAGGGCACGAUCUGUAUCUGCAUCUGACGAAGAACCGCCUUCAAGAAAUAAAGAAUACAAGGCAGAAAAAAAACGAAAUGAUCGAGAAAAGAGUGACUCUGCUCCUCCGGUGAAGAGGAAACGCAGUAUUUCUGUCGAAUAUCGUAGAAAUGAUUCAUAUAAUAACGAUAUAGAUCGAGAUGUGGAUAGGAAUAGAAGAGAAGGUUCUUACCGUGAAGAAAGAAGAACUCGCCGAAGAAGCAGGUCGUACGAAUAUAGGAAUGAUAGAGGACGAGAGAGCACUCUUAGGAAAGAUAAAGAUGAAAGAUACGACAGUAAAAAAUACAACGAUCGACAAAGACUUGAUCGUAGAGACAGUUAUGAGAAAGAAACGAGAAAUAAAAUAAGUAGAUCCAGCGCAAGAGGACAUCGGGAUUCAUCUACAGAAUACCAAUGCAAAGAUAAUAGAAACAAGUCAACAUAUAAAGAACCCGAAAGAUAUUACAAAGUUUCAAAACCUGAUCGAUCAGUCUCAUCAGACUCUGAAGAGGAAAGGCCUCGCAAUGACAGACGUGAUAAAGAAAUAAAAAGCAAAAGCCGAUAUUAUAAAGACAGAGAUGCGUCUCCUCCGGCAAAGGAACAAAACAGAAAGAGUCCAUCACCAAGUCGGAGACAGCGUGAUGCAUCUUUGGCUAAGAGACGAAGUUCUCCAUCGCCCUCGCGACGUGUCCCGUCACCUAAACAUCGAGAAGCUAAUCCAAAGAAACGUGAUCCUUCGCCGCCAACAAGGCGAGAUUCACCAGCGCCGCGGCGACGACGAGAUUCAACUCCGCCUAAGAAACGGGAAUUGUCACCAAGAAAACGAAACAUUUCUCCACCUAAACGUGAUAAAUCACCAUCAAGAAACAGGGACUCAUUGUUGUCAAAGAGACGUGAUUCGUCACCACCAAUACUCGUUGACUCUUCAUCUCCAAGAAGGGGAGCAUCUUCACCGUCAAGAAAACGCAAUUCAUCAGUCUCGAGAAGACGUGAUUCACCAGUAAGAAGUCGCGAUUCACCACAGUCGAGAAACUAUCAGAGGCCUUCGCCUAAAGGUUCGCCUUUAAAGAAGCAAGACUUAUCACCGCUCAGAAAAAAAGAAGACAAAAUCAAAAUAUCGCUCAAAGAUGUCGAAAAACGUGAAAGCAGGGCUGUUAGAAAAUCUGCAACACCUGACAACAGAAGUAACCAUAGACGAAGCCGAUCAAGAUCAUCUUCCAUUCCCAAGAAAAGAGGCAAAAAAGAGAAAAGUGAAACUCCAAAUCGUAAAUCGAAGAAACGACAAGGAAGACGUUCUUCGUCACCUAAAGACAAAAACGAUAAAGAGAAAAACAAUGAUCGUAGGGAACGUCGUAGUUGUAGAUCAAGAUCUCAUUCUAAUCAAAGAAGCAGAAGCACAUCGAGCCUCAGCUAUUCUCCAGCAAGACGUAGCCCCGAACGCUACAAGGACAUUAUUGAAAAAUUACCCGAAAAAGAUAAGCGUAAAUACAUUAAAUCUCCAUCUGACCUACACCCUAAAAAGAAAGACGUCGCAAACUACAAACCUAAAACUUUGUGUAUAAGAAGUUCAUCCAGUGAAAACGCCGAUUCCGAAGAUGAUUUCUUAUCACUGGACACGAGGGACAGACAGGAGGAAUUGGAUAUUAAAGAAAUAACUUGGUUAAAAGAGAAAUUAGCUCGCAUGGCUAAAGCUACUUUGGGAAAGGCCACAGAUGAAGCUAAUGCUUCCACAUCCCAACCUAACUCUAGCGUAGUAGAAGAACAAACUAGUAAAGUUAGCCCAAAACCGGAUAAAACGAACAAAUCCCCACAAGAAGAAAAUAAAAUUACGGAUAAGUCCAAUCCGCCAAAGGAGAAGAGUCCGGUUAAUGUUGAAAGUUCACCAGAAGUCAAACGUGUGAGGAGUAAAUCUCGCAGUUGGUCGCGCUCGUCCUCCCGACGCUCGCGGUCUCGCUCGAAAUCUCCAUCGCGAGUGAAAUCACGAUCCCGGGAAAAAUCACGAUCACGUGACAAGUCACGUUCCCGGGACAAGUCACGCUCUCGAGAAAAAUCUCGCUCCCGUGACAAUUCAAGAGGGAAAUCUCGAUCACGGUCAAGGUCACGCUCUCGCUCCAGGUCAUCGCGUUCGAGGUCUCGUUCUUACUCCUCGUCAAGGCGGUCACGCUCCAGUCGUUCCAGUUCUUACAGCAGCAGAAGUACUUCAAGAUCCUCCCGCAGUUCUUCCAGGUCUACUCGCUCCUCCAGAACAAUGACGGGCGUGUACGCCGAUUACCGUAGAUCGAGCUUUGCGCGGAGAACGCGCACGCGCUCGCGCUCGCUCUCCAUACCGCGGCGCGCGGGCUCGCCCAGCUUCCUCGACAGGAGGCGCAUCACGAGCGCAAGGAAACGUCCGAUACCGUACAGAAGACCGACGCCAUCGUCGCCCAGCACACAGAGCUACUAUAGCAGCAGAUCCUCGCAGAGGAGCUGGACUCGAUCUCCAAGACCUGAACACGAUUGAGGCAGCAUCUAACCAACAAUGAUGACAAAAUUGGUUUGGGGCCAACCAUAAAUUACGUUACUCUUUUUUUAGGUUGACAAUCCUAUUUAUUUAUGGGUAGAGACCGGAAUCCGAAACGCCAAUUGUUGGUGUUAAAAUAUUUCGUUCAAAUUUUGGUCUUAUUUGAUUUUUAAAUAGUUCUAGAC